GGGGUCGGGGGCGGCUGGGCUUCCCGGGCAGGCCUGCAGAUUGACGUCACUUCGAGCGGGCCGCUGCGGAGAGCAGGAGGCACUUUGUGUCUUUAAGACCCUUUGGAGGCGGGCCCUGACAGCUGACUCCGCCAGGAGCUCUCCUCCCCUUUAAGGCGCGCGGCAGGGGCGGGGUCCCGACGACGGCCCCUUUAAGGCGCCGUCCGCGUCCGCCGGCAGAAAAGCGGCUUAAAGGCGACGCGUGGCGCGAUGGCGGCGACCCCACGCGCAUGUCGGGGGCACGGGCGGCCCCUCCCGGUGCUGCUGCUGCUGCUGCUGUUGGCGCUGCCGCCUUUGGAGGGCCCCCCGGGCGCCGCCGCCUACUUCCCAGAGGAGCGCUGGAGCCCCGAGUCGCCUCUGCAGGCGCCGCGCGUUCUCGUCGCGCUGCUGGCGCGCAACGCGGCCCACGCGCUGCCUUCCACGCUGGGCGCGCUCGAGCGGCUGCGGCACCCCCGGGACCGCACAGCUCUGUGGGUGGCCACGGACCACAACUCGGACAACACGUCAGCCGUGCUCCGGGAAUGGCUGGUGGCCAUGAAGAGUUUGUACCACUCUGUGGAGUGGCGGCCGGCAGAGGAGCCCAAGUCCUACCCAGACGAGGAGGGCCCCAAACACUGGUCUGACUCACGCUAUGAACACGUAAUGAAGUUACGCCAGGCAGCCCUGAAAUCGGCCCGGGACAUGUGGGCCGAUUACAUCCUGUUUGUGGACGCGGACAACCUGAUUCUCAACCCUGACACGCUGACCCUGCUCAUCGCUGAGAACAAGACGGUGGUGGCUCCCAUGCUGGAUUCCCGGGCUGCGUACUCCAACUUCUGGUGUGGGAUGACCUCCCAGGGCUACUACAAGCGCACGCCUGCCUACAUCCCCAUCCGCAAGCGGGACCGCCGGGGCUGCUUUGCAGUCCCCAUGGUGCACUCGACCUUCCUGAUUGACCUGAGGAAGGCGGCAUCCAGGAACUUGGCGUUCUACCCUCCCCACCCUGACUAUACCUGGUCCUUCGACGACAUCAUUGUUUUUGCCUUCUCCUGCAAACAGGCAGAGGUCCAGAUGUACGUCUGCAACAGGGAGGUGUAUGGCUUUCUGCCGGUGCCACUGCGGGCACACAGCACCCUCCAGGAUGAGGCCGAGAGCUUCAUGCACGUGCAGCUGGAGGUCAUGGUGAAGCACCCACCCGUGGAGCCCUCGCGGUUCAUCUCGGUGCCCACCAAGACGCCAGACAAGAUGGGCUUUGACGAGGUCUUCAUGAUCAACCUGAAGCGGCGGCAGGACCGACGGGAACGUAUGCUGCGCGCGCUGCAGGAGCAGGAGAUCGAGUGCCGGCUGGUGGAUGCUGUGGACGGCAAAGUCAUGAACACUAGCCAGGUAGAGGCACUGGGCAUCCAGAUGCUGCCCGGCUACCGGGAUCCUUACCACGGGCGGCCCCUCACCAAAGGCGAACUGGGCUGCUUCCUCAGCCACUAUAACAUCUGGAAAGAGGUUGUGGACCGCAGGCUGCAGAAAUCACUCGUGUUCGAGGACGACCUGCGUUUUGAGAUCUUCUUCAAGAGGCGCCUAAUGAACCUUAUGCAGGAUGUGGAGCAGGAGGGUCUGGACUGGGACCUCAUCUACGUGGGCCGGAAGCGGAUGCAGGUGGAGCACCCCGAAAAGGCUGUGCCCCGCGUGAGGAACCUGGUGGAGGCCGACUACUCCUACUGGACGCUGGCCUACGUGAUCUCCCUGCAAGGCGCCCGCAAGCUGCUGGCUGCCCGGCCGCUCUCCAAGAUGCUGCCCGUGGACGAGUUCUUGCCGGUCAUGUUCGACAAGCACCCAGUGUCUGAAUACAAGGCCCACUUCUCCCCUCGGGAGCUGCGCGCCUUCUCCGUGGAGCCCCUGCUCGUCUUCCCCACACACUACACGGGGGAUGACGGGUACGUGAGCGACACGGAGACCUCGGUCGUGUGGAACAACGAGCACGUCAAGACCGACUGGGACCGGGCCAAAUCCCAGAAGAUGCGCGAGCAGCAGGCCCUGAGCCGUGAGGCCAAGAACUCUGACGUGCUGCAGUCCCCCCUGGACAGUGCUGCCCGGGAUGAGCUCUGAGAGCUCUGAGGGGCGGUGGCCAUGAAUCCACAGCAGCUGGUCGCUGGCCCGGCCCCCGCACGCCCGCC
This is a messenger RNA of Kogia breviceps (pygmy sperm whale), 2189 nucleotides long. It is a transcript of the gene COLGALT1, whose product is annotated as collagen beta(1-O)galactosyltransferase 1. The record is from RefSeq and is a predicted model, not a curated record. Gene Ontology annotation, molecular function: procollagen galactosyltransferase activity. NCBI's taxonomy places the organism in Eukaryota, Metazoa, Chordata, Mammalia, Artiodactyla, Physeteridae.